Paramecium tetraurelia is the source of this 2124-nucleotide messenger RNA. RefSeq lists its product as uncharacterized. The record is from RefSeq and is a predicted model, not a curated record. Lineage: Eukaryota; Ciliophora; Oligohymenophorea; Peniculida; Parameciidae. Gene Ontology annotation, molecular function: phosphoprotein phosphatase activity. The transcript has 5 exons.
AUGUUUUACAGCAGAUCAAACCCAAAGUUAUCAGAUUGUUAGAAUAAACUAAAUACAUCAUCGUAUUCAAGUAAAUCACGUGGAUCUUUUAAGGAAAUUUCACCUGAAACUAGAAGUAAAGCCUCAUCAAAUAUCAUAGAUAUUACUCCUAGCAAUCCAAAUAGACCAUUAACUGCUCGAAAUGAGUAUACAAAUCCAUCAAAGGUGAAGCAGUUACUAAAUAACUUGAUACAGGGUGAAUAAAGCAAGACCUCUACGCAAUUAUUUGGAUAAAGCUUAUUUCAAAAAAAAUAAGUUGAUAGCAGAUCAAGCAGAGGUGAUAGCUUAUGUAAAUUAAAAUUGAUUUUCAUAGUGUCUAGUAGAAUAAGUAAUUUUGGAAAACAGAAUGUAAAGUCACCUUAAAAUAAUGAAACUUUUCUAAAGUCAGCCUUCAUAAUCCCUGAUACUAGUCGAGAUUAAGACAAGAAACCAUAUCAAAACUUAUACUAUUAAUCUAAUAAACAACAUGAUAAUAAUACAUCCUAGUAAAAAUCUAACAAAAACUCAAAAUUGCUGACAAUCUCUUAAAUUGCUCAACAGUGUAAAAAAAACAGUAUUACUCCAACAAGAUAAAAUACUAUUAACAAUGAAAAUGUCAAUAACUAAAAUAAUAUCAAUUACAAAACUAAUAGCAAUUAAAAAAAUAAAUAAUAAUAAACUUUCAUUGCUUAAGUAUGCAGUAAUAAAAAAAAUCCAACAACUUAUAUGGAAACUUUUAAUAUCUUAAAAUAGAAACUUGAUAAUAACAACAUAUAAUCAAAUUAGACAUCAGGAAAAAAAUAAAAUGAAAAAUCAAUUAAUGUUUCCCCUCUCAAAUCUCCAAAAUCCAAAAUUGAAAACACAAAAUACAUACCUAACUAAACGAUUGAUGAUGCUACUUAGUAAAAUAUAUAUAAAUCGCUUUUGCAAAAGGAAUAGAUAUGGAAUGAUAUAAUCAUUUUGAUAGAUAAUCCUAAUCAAAUGACUUUGGCUACAAAGUGCACUUAGUUGUAAAAGUUAAUCAGAAUGAUCAGUGAAAAACAUCAUAGUGAAUAUUUAUUUAGAAUAGAACCUCAAAUACUUGAGAUAUUUUUGUUUGAAUCCUUUGCCUGUUAUCUAUUAGUUAGCGAUUACUUACAGGAUCAAACUAAUGAAGAUCAGAACAUCAAGAAUUUGAUUUAGUAUAUAAUCAAUAGCAAUCUCUAUGUGCUGUAAGUAUUGGAGAAUGUGACAAACAAUUCAUUAAAUUUGAAUUUAUUAAAACAGAGAAUCGACUUAAGAACCUUCAAUAUUCGUAAGGUUUGUCCUAAAGGGAAACAGGCUUUACAAAAGAACAAUUUUAUCAUUAAGUCAAUUUUGGGAUUGAUGUACUUUAUCUAAUCAAUAUAAAAGUCCAAAAGGAUUGACGAAAUAACACGCCCCGAAAUUUUUAUGAUUUUGUCCAGAAUAACCUCCACUCCAGACUAAUACAUACUGCAAUUGAAAAAAAUAAAUUCUCAGAUCGAACAAAUUAUGCCACUUGAUUUAGAACGGGCUUUGGCUGCUUCAAAUAAAGACUACACUUUGGUUCUAGACCUAGAUGAGACAUUAGUUCAUUAUCAAGAAGUAAACCAAUACACUAUUAAAAAGUUUCCAAAAGGAGGAGGACAGUUUCUGGUGAGGCCUUUUGCAGAGGAAUUUUUAGAUUCAUUAUCAAAAUACUAUGAGAUAUUUAUAUUUACUGCUGCUCUUCCAGAUUAUGCCAAUUUCAUAAUUGAUAUUAUUGAUAAAAAGGGAGUGGUUAAAUAGAGAUUAUACAGAGAUAAAACUAUCUUUAAGGAUUAAGUUUAUAUUAAGGAUCUCUCAAUUCUAAAUCGAAGUCUAGCCAAGGUUAUAAUUGUUGAUAAUAUGCCAGAAAACUUUUAGUUACAACCUGAGAAUGGAAUUUACAUUUAAAGUUGGUUUGGGGAUACAAAGGACAAGGCAUUAAAAGAUUUGUAACCUUUGUUAGAAUCCAUUAAAAAAUGCAAGGAUGUAAGAGUGGCAUUGAAUUAGUUUAGAGAACAAAUGAUUGAGAGAGUUUAAAUGGGAAUUAAAAAUCCAUAUUAAUAUCUUUAAUUAAAUUGA